Hemibagrus wyckioides is the source of this 2254-nucleotide messenger RNA. It is a transcript of the gene cfap300, whose product is annotated as cilia and flagella associated protein 300. The coding region runs from base 48 to 875 and encodes 275 amino acids. Lineage: Eukaryota; Metazoa; Chordata; Actinopteri; Siluriformes; Bagridae. The transcript is spliced from 7 exons. The record is from RefSeq and is a predicted model, not a curated record.
AGCGAAAACGUUUGCCCUGGACACGACAAGCUCGUUCCAGUGUUUCCAUGGCAACAGCCAACAUGGCGAGUGAAACUCGUGAAAUCGGUCAAACCUUUAUAUUUAAUCAGCUUCCCAACAAAAAAUUUAAGUUCCUGGAAGAUCCGUGUAUAUCGGAGCUGUUGAUGAAAUGGUCCAUGUUGGGGAGAAUUUCCAUCCAGGCCUUUAACUUUGACCAGAUGUUUCAGUCUUACAUGAAGGAUGACUUUACUCUGAAAUUCUUUCAGGACCCUUGUGUGAAAAACAACUUGCGUGUGUUGGACACAUCAGGCGUGUGGAAACCUCUGGACAGAGAAGUUAUACGUGUGGAGGUGGAACUUGUUCCGUGCACUAAAGUGUCUCUGGACAUAUUUGAUCCAAUUUUCUCCAAUGGAAUUGUGCAUCCUUCUGGUCACAUUGCCAAAUGUUACCAUGAAGUACAUCCUGAUUUUGAUGAGUUGCGGAUGAUGCUGCUUGAAGAGGUUUCUGAAAACUAUCAUGUGGUCAGUCCGUGUGACCGGCAGGAGUUCCUGUUUAGGCUGUUUAAGCACCUUGUCCUGGGUGGCGAACUCUGCCAGUACGAAGACGUGAUCAGUCCCUACAUUGAAACUGCAAAAACAAUUUAUAAAGAAUUGGUGAGUGUUCAGAAAGAUUCGGAGACAAAGGAGAUCAGUGUCGUAUCAACGAUUUUGAAAGUCUCUGCUUACGAUGUUUACGGCUUGUGUUAUCCCUCUGGAAGAGACAGCGAGCAGACAUUUGCCUAUCUGUGCAUUGAUCCUUUCAAAAGACACGUAUAUGUCUUAUACCACUGUUUUGGCAUUGGUCUGUUUUCUAAUAAUGGUGUUGUGUGCUCCUGAACAAUUCAUGAGCAUUUUUUUCUUUGGUGUAUUUCUUUUGUCAAUAUACUGCCAACUAGUCUUACCUACAUAUAUAAGUAGCAAAUAUUAAACAUAUAUAAAUGUGUUUUUACAGCAGGAACUGACACAGAUAACACAAAGGAAACCCCUGCUGACACUGGGAAAUUUUUGUGACUUUGAACUACGCCAGAAAAAUAACCUUCUAUACCUAUCCACACUUACGUCACAGUCAGUAAAAAAAAAAAGGAAGAACAAAAAAUCUCGUCUCACCUUGCUUCUUCCCUCAUCUCCACAUCUCUCAUCUCCCACCAUCGUUAGCAACAUACAUUUUUGUAAUUAUAUCUAUACCGUCCAAAAACAUUAACAACCUCACAAUCUUACCUCUCUACAACACAAAUCAUUUCCAGCUACCAUUAUAUAACAUUUCUCAUCUCGUCUCUUUUCGAUUAUUUAAUGUAACAUUUUAGUUUCAUGUUUUACUAUAGCUUGGUCUUUGGAUUGCUUUGACAAAGAAUCAAGUCAAGAUCUUUUAAAAUGCAGGAACAUUAUUUAAAUACAAGAAUUAAUUACACAAAAUACAAUGGAUUUUUUUUUGUUUAAACAUUCAACCAUCAAUCAAUUCCUUCUGUUGGAUGCUUUCAUUGGGCAAGUGGGAUAUUAAUUAACUGAUGUGUGAUAAAGGUGCAAUAGUUGAUAUUUUAUAUAUAUGUCAUCAUGUUUUAUAGACACCCUAGAUCUUGAUAGGACAUGCACAUGGGUGUGAAGAAAAAAAACCCCAAACUUAUUUUACAUAAUAUAAGGAGUCUUAGUGGUUAUUACAUUUGCCUGUACUCUGUCCCCUGAGCUUGAGGCGUUUCCUUCCCAUGCAAAUGUUGAAUGACAAAUGUUUAUUGACAUCUCUAAAUUGUCUAUAGUGUUAGUAUAGUGAAUAACUGAGUGGGUGUGGUGAGUUGGUGUCUAGGUUUUGUGUGAACCUAUGUAGAAAAAGCAGCAGAGACCAGGUGGAUAAUUUUACCUAAAGGUCAUCUAGAAAAUAAACGUAGACACUUAGUCAUUUGAUAAGCAAGCUUUAAAGUUCAUGCUGUACAGACGUGAGAAUGUUACUUGUUUUGACACUGUGUAGGAAAGGUUAGUGAUCUGUUUCUAUACAUCAUGUACCUGUAUCGUAAUCAUCAGUCAACAUUUCCAACCACACGAACACAGGAUUUGUGCCAACUUUCACAUAAAAUAAUUUAUACUUAUUUACAAUAAUUGCCUCUAGCCAAUGCAAGUUUUAAGUUAUUUUAAUCAAAUAAAAAUGUUUUUUUUUUUUCAAAAUAAUACUCCUGAUCCACAAAAUUGUUUUUUUUUGUAUGAUAAAGAUAUAUAUGUGUACAUAC